This is a messenger RNA of Linepithema humile (Argentine ant), 1566 nucleotides long. RefSeq names its product U2 small nuclear ribonucleoprotein auxiliary factor 35 kDa subunit-related protein 2. Gene Ontology annotation, biological process: nucleosome assembly. Gene Ontology annotation, molecular function: DNA binding. The record is from RefSeq and is a predicted model, not a curated record. Lineage: Eukaryota; Metazoa; Arthropoda; Insecta; Hymenoptera; Formicidae. Gene Ontology annotation, cellular component: nucleosome.
AUGCCUGCCAGACGGACUCCAAAAGUCGAAGCACUGGUUGUGAAUGCUAUACGUAAACUGCAGGAUGUACAAGGCUCGACGUCGCGGGAAAUUAGUAACUAUAUUUCCCAGGAGUACGACUUUCCUGGCAAGGAGAUCAGACGGCAGGUUCAACUCGCUCUACAACACGGCUUAUCCUAUGGGAUCCUUCAGCGGUCGAAGGGAGGGUAUUCGUACAACCGCGACUACCUCGGGUGGUUAUCGUUGGGGGAUGGAACAGGUGACGGGGUGAUGGAACCAUGUCCAAGCCAACCAUGGAGAUUCGGCGUGAGGAAACGCCGACUUGCGAAACGCCGGCGUCAGCGAGCCCAGCGUGAGCGACGCCGGAGUGAGGGACGCGAACGCAGCCGCAGAAAAGGACGUUCUCGAGGAAGACGAAGACGCGGCAGAACACGCGGCAGAACACGCGGUAGAACGAGGAGGCGUAGAUCUCAAAGACGUCGAGGAAGAAGACAAACUAGAGGAAGAAGAAGGAGAAGAAGAGGAGGAACACGCGGAAAAGAAAGAGUUAGAACGCGCGCUGAUCCCGGCGAGAUGGAAAUGGUGGCGACGGUUUCGGAGCUGAAGGAAAACGUUUCUAAAGACGGGGAUUCGCACAAAAGCGGAACUUCCAUAUCUGAACAUUCGGACGAGCAGUGUUUACAAAAUUCUCAAACUUUAAAUAUGUCCGAUGACGUCUAAAAAUCACGAAAAUAUGAUUUUGCCGAAGAAAGAAAAAAAAGAAAUAUUUUGCGCGUACAGCAAAUUAAUGAACAAAUUAUUCGCUCGUCUCUCAACUUGAAUUCCCGUGCACAAAGUAUAUUUCUAUAGAGACAUCAUCUGAAUUUAUAUAGAUAGAAAAAAUUUAUAUUGUAAUACCUGCAAAAAGUCAGUCCUGUUAAAUUUAUAUACAAAUUUUGAUAUUUCGUGUAUUUAUAUAUUCAUAUUUUUACUCUAGUCUCUUGUGUAUGACGUAUUGAUUAUUACAACCAUUUUUCCACACAUAUGUAUUCAUUCAUAAUUUUUCAUAACGUAACAUUGCAAAUAGAAUAACAUUGCGAUCGUGAAAUAAGUCGCUACUAAUCACACUGUGAAACUCGAGCUUCCUGAGAAAUAAGCGCGACGAGCGCAGGGGUUUCGUAGGAUCCAUAGACAGCACUGAACACGGCCUUGCCGGCUAAUGAUAGUCGCGCUAAUGACGGUCUGCACACGCAUGUACGCGCGCACCGCGUGACUAUUUCGCCUAGCAACUCUAGACUAGACACAAGUCACCGCAGCAGGUCGCGGUGUUUUGCCUUGCCAGCUGUGAAUGAUAAGUGCGUGUGUAUCCAACGCGUAGGCAGAUUACAUCUCAGAACGCGCGGCUGAUAUUUAAAGAGAGGAUUUUUCAACGAAUUUCCAGUUAAUCUUUCUUUUCCGGAAUUGUUUUGACACCGUCGAUUUGAGUACGAUAAAACAGCUCUGCACAAAAUUAUUUUCCAAUAUUUUAACAACAAUUUUAAAUCUAAUUAAACACGGCCAAAAAUUUUAGAUGUACAAAAGCGAAGA